This is a messenger RNA of Blumeria graminis f. sp. triticale, 1563 nucleotides long. The record is from the annotation of a GenBank genome assembly. NCBI's taxonomy places the organism in Eukaryota, Fungi, Ascomycota, Leotiomycetes, Helotiales, Erysiphaceae.
AUGGAUUUGCAAGAUGCUCAGCAGUUUCUAGCUCGAUGUGUUAAUGACAUUACGACAACAUUCCAAAAAGUCCCUGGUUCAGCAAUCCUGAUACGCUAUAUUCAAUCCAGCUAUCAACAUGAUCCAGUCAGAUCAGCAAUUGAGCUGAUCCUAGUUAUAUUUUUUGUACGAUACUUACUCGCUCCAUCAUACCCGACACAUAAUGGCAACUUUGUUAAGUUGACUGAAGAGGAAAUCGACGAUCUGGUCGAAGAAUGGAUUCCUGAACCUAUUGUAGCCCCUCAAACUCCUUUCGAAGAAGCAGAGAGCGAUAAACUGCCAGUUAUUGUUGGACCAACAGGACCCCGCGUCAAGCUCCAGAAUGGUCGCACGGUUAUAAAUCUUGCUUCGUACAACUUCUAUAACUUUGUUAGUAACGAAAUUAUCAAGGAAAAAGCUAUACAGACUCUAAGAACCUAUGGAGUUGGGCCUUGUGGGCCUCCUCAAUUCUACGGCACCCAGGACGUUCACAUGAAAACUGAAGCUGAAAUUGCGACCUGCUUGGGGACUCAGGGCUGUAUUGUCUAUGCGCAAGCCUUCUCGACAAUUUCAAGUGUUAUACCUGCCUUUUGUAAGAGGGGAGACACAAUCGUUGCUGACCGUGCAGUCAACUAUGCUAUUCGAAAAGGGCUUCAGAUUAGUCGUAGUACGAUACGCUACUACGAACACAACAACAUGGAAGAUUUAGAGAGAGUUCUGCAAAAAGUUGUAAAAGAGCAGGCAAAAAAACCGCUUACCCGAAGAUUUAUUGUCACCGAAGGCUUAUCAGAAAUCAUAGGAGACUGUGUAGAUCUUCCAAAACUUAUUGAACUCAAGCUACGAUAUAAAUUUCGUUUGAUGCUCGAUGAGACAUGGUCUUUCGGCGUUGUAGGAAGGACUGGACGUGGCUUAACAGAAUCCCAAAAUGUUGAUGCUUCUCAAAUAGAUAUGUUGAUAGGGUCGCUUGCUGGACCACUCUGUGCAGGUGGCGGAUUCUGCGCAGGUUCAACAGAUGUGGUAGAACAUCAACGCAUCUCUGCCGCAUCUUAUACCUUCUCAGCUGCAUUGCCUGCUAUUUUGGCUACAACCGCUACUGAGACGUUGAAUAUGCUUCAGACGAAUCCGGAGAUCCUUUCACAAUGCCGAGAAAAUAUCAAGGCCAUGCGUGCACAACUUGAUCCACGUAGCGACUGGGUACAAUGCGCAAGCUACAUUGAUAACCCUAUAGUUUUUCUCGUCAUUAAACCUGACAUUGUCAACUCACGGCGAUUAGGAGUUGAGGAACAGGACCGAAUUUUACAAGAGUGCAUUGACGAGUCAAUGACCAGCGGAGUACUAAUCACGCGUACGAAAACUAUGCCUCUUAGUCCUCGGAACAACUCUAAAGAUUCUGACUGGAAGAUACAACCGGCCCUAAAGGUCUGCAUCACCACUGGUCUGACCAAAAAAGAGACUGAAAAGGCAGGAGUGGUCAUCAGACAUGCCAUUACUAAAGUUAUGACCAAAAAGAAUAGUAGCAGGCUGAGCCCGCCAGCUGUAUCAUAA